GGAAGGAAAGCAGAACGAGCGUGAAGACUCAGCGCCAGGGCCCGGCGCUCCGAGUCAGAAGCCAUAAGGUGCGCACUGUGUCCUUCUGUGCUCGCCCAACCGUUUACUCGCCCAUUCCUUCAAUCGCCCAUUCGUUUACUCGCCCGCUCGCCCGCCCGCUCUAACGCCCAUUCCCUAUUUGCCCACCUCGCCCAUUCGUACGUGCCCGCCCACUCACAUGUCCGCUCACCCGCCAGCUCGCCAGUGUCCCGACCGCUCGCCCGCUCGCCUACCCGUGCGUUCACUCGCCUACCUGUCCACUCGCCCGUUCACUCGCAUGCCCAUUCGCUCCCUCGUUCACUCGUCCGUCCGUCCGUUCGUUCAUCCGCUCGUCCGCUCACCCAUCCGCUCGCCUCGGCCUCGAACUUACCACCCAGCUCCUCGCUGCCUCCCCUUCGAACGAGAUCAUAGCCACCUGCCGCAGCCCCGCAGCCGCCACAGACUUGCACAAGCUCCAGGCGUCCGAAAAAGGGCCGCGUGCACGUUGUACCGCUCGACGUUAGCAGCGAACAGUCGAUGCGCGACUCCGUCAAGUACGUGAACGACAUACUUGGUGACCGCGGGCUCGAAUACCUCUACAACAAUGCAGCCAUCGUACGUCUCUACAUGUCACUACUUUUCCUUCCAUUCCACGCCAGACGCCGCCCGCCGUGCUGCUGCCACCAACUCGAACAACAGCGACGCACCGCGUGAAUACCUGCGCGUCCGUCGUCCUCUCACGGGCCUCUCAUGCUCGGCUUCUCUCAGCCGCUUGCUCUCGCCCGUCUCGCCCGUCUCGCCCAUUCGCCCCGCGCUCGUGCCAUCCCACUGCCCGAACACAACAAGCUUGAACGCGAGACCUUGCAGCCGACGAACGGACGGCGGGCACACAAGCGAAGGGCGGGCAAGGCGAGUGCGAAGACAGGUGGGCAGCUUUGCUGAUAGCGAGCACAGGGUGCAGCGACUCUGCGCAGCACCAGUCUGCUGCGCGACGCAUACGACGACCGCGAGCGCGCCGGGCCAAU
Fomitopsis serialis is the source of this 1043-nucleotide messenger RNA. RefSeq lists its product as uncharacterized. The transcript has a single exon. Bases 218 to 580 code for a protein of 120 amino acids. NCBI's taxonomy places the organism in Eukaryota, Fungi, Basidiomycota, Agaricomycetes, Polyporales, Fomitopsidaceae. The record is from RefSeq and is a predicted model, not a curated record.